This is a messenger RNA of Leptosia nina, 1344 nucleotides long. The record is from the annotation of a GenBank genome assembly. NCBI's taxonomy places the organism in Eukaryota, Metazoa, Arthropoda, Insecta, Lepidoptera, Pieridae.
AUGUUGGUGUUAACGGCUAUAUUCACCGUCUUUCUUAUUGAGCGUGCCUCACCUCACACCCAUUUCAAUACGAAAAAUAAUACAGGACAGCUGAACAAAAGAGGAUGCGCCUUAUCAGGGACGCACCAGGCGUUAUGUGCGAAAUCUGGCCAUCAACUAGUAUGUACCAGAGGAAUUAAUACUGACUGGAUUACUGGAAUAAGGUAUGAAAUCGGACAUCUGAAAAUAGUAGAUUGGCCAGGACUGUCAACUGAGUUAACAAGAUUUAAAGGACAUUUUGCUUCAACUAGUAGAAUUGAGAAACUGUCAAUUCACGGCUUAACUUCAUUAUGGGAGGUGCCAGCGGAUAUGGUUUCCAAAAUGUCACACUUACGAGUUCUUGAUUUGCGCGGUAACGUGCUUAGACACUUGAAAGCACCCACGUUGAGAGGUCCGCAGAAUUUGGAAAAGGUCUAUUUAAGUGACAACAAAUGGGACUGCAGCGAUGGUGGCCUCGAUUGGUUGGCAAUGGAAGACGAGAACAGCGCAACCAGACGGAUUAUUGUGGAUUAUUACCAACUAGUCUGCCAUCAGCAACUCUAUAGGGGAAAGCCGUUACACAAAGUUAUGGACAUUAUAAAGAUGGUUCGCCACACAUGUCCGAAGCCAUGCGCCUGCGCAAUGACCCACGUGGUGACAGAUAGAGCUGGCGGGAUAAUACCUUUAAUCACCGUUGACUGUGCAAAUAAGAGACUAAUAUCGCCGCCGACUACUCUACCACCGAGUGCAACGACUUUAAGAUUAGAAGGAAAUAAGCUUAACUCAAUAAGGCCCCUAGUACAAGAACCGCAAUAUAGGAAGUUAAUGGACCUGUACCUAGAUAACAAUAGCAUACACGCUGUGAAAGAAUUGGAGGGAUCCGAAUGGUUCACAACGUUCCGAGUACUAAGUUUGAGAGGCAAUUUUCUAAAACAAAUCCCGGUAUACGCGUUUGAUAAAGCAUUUCAAGCAAAUAACAAUAUAAUGGGCGUGUUCCUGGGGCAGAAUCCUUGGCGAUGUGAUUGUCAUUUUAUACCGCGCUUUCAAGCAUUGCUUCUGAAAUAUAAAAGGAUAAUUCGAGAUCUUUCCGAUAUAAGAUGCUCGAAGUCCGACGACAAGACUAUCUCGCAAGUUCAGAUAAGCACAAUGCCACUGGGAAAUGUAUGCAGCAGACCCGAAGUUAAAUCUGUACCUAUUAGCUCGAUAAACAUAGUCAAUUUAGUCCUUAGUUUCCUUAUAUUUGUAAUAGUGGGUAAAUUUCUUUACGAUUGGCAUCAUUUUAGGACAACGGGGAAACUACCUUGGAUAUCGUCUAUAUUACCGUAA